Molecule: messenger RNA, 1740 nt
Organism: Enterobius vermicularis (human pinworm)
Lineage: Eukaryota; Metazoa; Nematoda; Chromadorea; Rhabditida; Oxyuridae
Source: the annotation of a GenBank genome assembly
UACAUACUAUAUGUUUCUCGCCUGCCGAGUAUGGUGGGCUUUAGUAGACACGUUUAAUGUAACCUGGGGAGAAACGUUUUGUCCGUUGGAAGACCCAGCUGUAUUUGGGUUUGUUGUCCCUGAUCUUUUGUCUGAACGAAUUUGUAUAGCGAGCUGUCAGUACACCUUGGUGAUGUCUGGAUUGCAGAAUCGGACUCUCUCCAGUUCCUCGCCAAUGCGAGAGAUUCAGAGUCGUAUAAACGAUAUGACCGUCACUUCAAAAACGCCUGGUGCAAAUGAUCGCUGUAUGAAAACACCGAGCAGUUCAAAGAGAAAUGACGGUUUCUUGAUUCGACAGAAGACUCCAAAUAAUAACGCAGGACACAGUAAAGCUAAAGGGCGGCUGAAGCAACGUGAGGUUACACCUUCACGGAACCCGAAUUACUGUGGGACCGUAGGAGGUGGUGAUCGUUUUAUACCAAAUAGGAGUGCAACUCAGUUUGAUUUUGCUAAUCAUUGUUUGUCGCAGUCGUCGCUGUUAAAUACCUCAUCCUCUGCACCUGUAAGUCCUGUUAAGGCUGAAAAAGAAAUAAAGAAGCAACUAAUGAGAGCAAAAUCUGGAAGUGACAUAAAUUGCGAAGAACGUAUAUUAAUGUACAAGAAGGGUCAGGCCCCAGCAGCUCCGCUUGGUUAUAUGCAUCACCCGAAAGUAUUAUAUUGUUCUGGUGUAAAUGCCGCAGGUAGCGUAAGGAAAGGGCUCAGGCAUAUCCCUUGCUCUCCUGAACGUGUGUUAGAUGCUCCAAAUUUAAUGGAUGACGUUUAUCUGAAUUUGAUGGAUUGGGGACAGAAUAAUGUGAUAGCCAUUGCUUUAACUCAGACUUUAUAUCUAUGGAAUGCUGAAACUGGAGACAUUGCUACGCUAUUCGAAUUGCCGGAAGGAGAAAGGCUGUAUGUGUCAUCUGUCCAAUGGUCUGCCGAUGCAGCAUAUAUUGCUGUUGGAAUGUCUAAUGGUGAGAUCAGACUCUUCGAUCCCACACGGGAAACUGCCUUACGGAAAAUGCAGGUGCAAAUAAAUCGCGUAGGUAGCCUAGCAUGGCGACAACAUAUUGUGUCAGCGGGGUGCCGGUCAGGACGGAUUUAUCAUCACGAUGUAAGAGUGGCCAAACAUCAUAUUGGGACAUUUGAAAACCAUGCGCAGGAAGUGUGCGGUUUGAAGUGGAGCCCAGAUCUUCAUUAUUUAGCUAGUGGUGGAGGUGACAAUAUUGCAAACGUUUGGGAACCUAAUAUGAUAUCGGCAGAAGAACCAGUCCCAUUAUAUACCCUGGAUGAACACUUGGCCACAGUCAAAGCAAUUGCUUUUAACCCUCAUAAAUCUUAUUCUUUGGCCACAGGAGGUGGUAUUAACGACCGUUGCAUUAAGACUUGGAACCUCACUACGGGCACGCUCUGUCGUAGUGAGCAGACUGAUAGUCAAGUGAAUGGUAUUGCGUUCAGCCAGCAUUAUGAUGAGUUGAUAUCAGCUCACGGGUACCCAAGCAAUCUUCUUCGAAUAUGGAGAAAUUCAACUAUGACGUGUAUUCAGGAGCUAACAGGACAUUCAGAUCGGGUAUUAGGAAUUACCGUGUCUCCUGAUGGUCAGCUUGUUAUGAGCUCUUCAGCAGAUGAGAGUUUACGUCUCUGGGCAUGCUUUAAAGUUGACAAGUCUAUGAACCAUAAAGAAAGAACAAAGAGUUCUCGUCUGCUUGCAGCUGUUCGGUAAAA